This is a messenger RNA of Solea solea (common sole), 1253 nucleotides long. It is a transcript of the gene hoxc12a, whose product is annotated as homeobox C12a. Bases 29 to 856 code for a protein of 275 amino acids. The record is from RefSeq and is a predicted model, not a curated record. Gene Ontology annotation, biological process: regulation of DNA-templated transcription. The transcript is spliced from 2 exons. Gene Ontology annotation, molecular function: sequence-specific double-stranded DNA binding; DNA-binding transcription factor activity, RNA polymerase II-specific. Lineage: Eukaryota; Metazoa; Chordata; Actinopteri; Pleuronectiformes; Soleidae.
CUAGAAGCUGUUGGUCGGGCCCGCGGAAAUGGGCGAGCAUAAUCUCCUUAAUCCAGGGUUUGUUGGACCUUUGGUUAACAUCCACACUGGAGACACGUUUUACUUUCCGAAUUUUAGAGCCUCAGGGGGACAACUGGCGGGGCUACCGUCUCUCUCCUACCCGAGAAGGGACAAUGUUUGCUCCCUCCCGUGGAAUCCUUCGGAGCCGUGCAAUGGAUACUCUCAAUCCUACUUUAGCAGCCCCGUGUCUAUUAACCCUUCUUUCAAUCGGUCGUGUGAAAUCACCAGACCAGAUGACGGUAAAUGUUAUUAUAACAAUGGCAACGGGAACAGAGAGACCUGCUCAGGUGGCAGCAGCCUCAAACGAGAGGACAGGGCGAGAGACACAUCAUCCCUAACAUCUGACCACGGGAUGCACAGUGGGAUUGGCAACACUGCCGCCUUUUCCAAAUAUGAUUAUGGGAGCGAGCAGCUAACGCAAGAUCCGCCAUCCUGUCAGUCAAUGGAGUCCGACUCCAGCUCCUCUCUGCUCAACGAGGGCAGCAAGCCUUCAUCCAGCGACACACAGACCCUGGUGUCACCGGGAAGCCAUGCAGGCAACAUAGCCGCAGGCGGAGGUGCCCCAUGGUACCCGAUGCACACUCGGACUAGAAAGAAGCGCAAACCCUACUCCAAACUCCAGCUGGCUGAGCUAGAAGGUGAAUUCAUGCUGAACGAGUUCAUCACCAGGCAGCGGCGGAGGGAGCUCUCCGACCGUCUGAACCUCAGCGACCAACAAGUCAAGAUCUGGUUCCAGAACCGCAGGAUGAAGAAGAAGAGACUCAUGCUGAGGGAGCAAGCCUUGGCCUACUUUUAGAGAUGCGGCAGAAGGUGAAUCGAUAGGCAGUAAAAGCCAAAAAACCUUCUUUGCUCCCUUAGGUCUUCUUUCAGUGCAUGCGCUCAUUUAUCCAUCUUUUAAAUUGCAGGCAAAUGUUGCAACAUUUUCUGAUAUUUUUUGUUAAAGGUGCGGGCUACAUAAGCAAACAAACUGUUAUAAUGCACCCAGAACUAUUCUCAGCGAGACUGCCAUCAUGUUUGGUAUAAUCGCACAGAAGCUGUGAGAAUGUCUUUCAGUGCAGGAUGCAUCUUCUUCUUUUUUUCUUAAUUUUUUAAAAAAAAAUAUCCUUUUCUGUUAACAGAUUACCCAAUCCCCUACUUAGUUUAAUACAUUUAAUAUGCUCAGUUUGGGAAAACACAAAAUGACGGGAUGUCUU